CCUUCCCUUGUUUGUUUUCGAUUUCCCUUUUCAUUUUGUUUCAAUUCUUUUAGAUCUAGGGAGUGAUUGAUGAGAGGCUAUUUCAGAUUUACAAUAUGGAUUGCAAGGGUGGAGGUGGGCUAUUUUGGUGGGUUGAAGACGACUAGGGUGGUUGCGAAAUGGUAAGGUGGGUUGUAGCUAGAUAAGGUUUGGCAAUUCAAUUUAGAUUUAAGAAGAGCAGAUGAAGAAAUUAGAAUAAUGCUCGGUCGUGUUCAUCUUGAAGAGGAUGAAGAUGGCACUCUCCCUUUGGUCUCAGCUUGGAAACUAGAAGCUUUCAAGGUGGAAAAGCUACUGUUGGUGGGUAUCACAGAGAGCCAGCUCUUGAAAGCUGCAGCCGGCUCUGGUGAAUGGAAGUGCAGACAGCCGGCUCUAGAAGCUGCAGCCGGCUCUACAGGCAAAAAUUUGAAGACCAUAGCUUGGUGCGCGCGAAGAAAAGACGCAAAGCCGACUCCAACUUUAUAGCCGGCUAAUUUGUGUAUAUUGAUGCUUUGAUUUGUGUACCUUGAUCAUAUUCAUGCUAUUUGAUGUUGCAUUCAUUGAUAUAUGACUAAAGUUGCACUAUUUAGUAGUGGAUGUCCAAUUUAAACUUAGUUAAAUGAAGAAAUAUCAAAUCAAGGUGCAUUCCCUUCAAAACAGCCCCAAACUUUCUGUUUGUGUCAAUCAAGGCCAGUAGAACCGGCUCAACCUUUCUCACAGCCGGCUCCACCAAAAACCCGAGAGUCUUCUCUCUCUAGAGUUAAGCCGGCUCCAAGAAUAGAACCGGCUCUCCUGCAGCUUUUUGAAAAUUUGGGCUUCUCUCUCUAGAAUUAAGCCGGCUUCAGGACUAGAGCCGGCUCUCCUGCAGUUUAUGACUUUUGGUAUUGAUUGUCUAUGAUUUUGAUGAUUAUAUGCUCUUAUUGAGGGGGAGUUUAUUGGUUGAUGAUUGUAUUCAUGACUUUUGUUAUCUAUGGUACUAUAUUGAUGAUGAUUGAUGAUUAUAUUCAUUACAUAUUCUUGAUGAGUUAAUAUUGAAGUAUAUAUGUGAUUUCAUUAAUUCAUUCACAAAGUGUUUUGUCAUCAUCAAAAAGGGGGAGAUUGUUGUACCUAUGAUUUUGAUGAUUACAAAACACAUUUGAAUGACUAAUUGGUUUAUUUAAGUGUGUAGUUAAGUUGCUAAAAGAUUGCAAGUAAACUUGGAUUGCACUA
Messenger RNA from Rubroshorea leprosula, 1224 nucleotides. Lineage: Eukaryota; Viridiplantae; Streptophyta; Magnoliopsida; Malvales; Dipterocarpaceae. The record is from the annotation of a GenBank genome assembly.